AGGUUGUCGCUGGUGCUGACCAGUGAUUGGCGACUACCUAUGUCAACCAGCGACAGGUACCGGCAUCAAGAUAAGUCAAGUAGCAACAGGCAUUGGAAAAACCCAAGUCCACAUGGCUCCAAGGAGAAGGAGAGGGCAACCCAAGGGCAAGGCCCAACCCCAAUCCCCACCCACCAAGCAGGUGGAGACCCAGGAGGAGACCAGGGAGGUGGCCCAUGUCCCCACCACCACCCCAACCUGGACUGGCCGCCCUGCCAAGACUAUAGGUACUGCUGCUGCUGACCCAGACUCACCUACAGAUGAUGCUCAGGACACUGAUGCCUCAAGUGUCUCUAAUGUGUACACUGUCCAGGAGGAGGUGAAGAAGGGCAAGAGACCCAAGGUAGUUCCUUAUGAGUUCAGCAGAGAACAAGAAGGAGAGCUGGUCGAGUGGUAUCAGUCAAACACAGAGUUGUAUGACAAGAACCACCAACAUUAUAGAAACAAGGACAGGAAGAACUCACUACUUGACACCAAGACCAAGGAGUUUCCUGACAGCACCUAUGCCCAACUCUGUCUGUGAUUCAAAAGCCAGAGAACAAGAUAUGGCAAGCUGUCUCAGAGUGGGAACAAGUCAGGGUCUGGUGGCAAAAACCAGCAGUGAAUCAUCGACAAAUGGGACUUUAUCAAUUCACAUGUGCUACGAGUGGAGAGGAGACAGCACCAAGAAGCAAAUUAUUAUAAAAUAGUUAUUGUGAAAUUGAUAAUUUGAUUGUCAUCUUGCUUGCCAUGUCCUGAUGGUCUUGAAAGUUUGUAAAACACAUUUAUUUUCUUCCAGUUUGACAAGAAGAAGCCACUGCCCAGUAUGUCCAGUGAAGAGGAGUUUGAUACACUUGAGGGAACCUCUGGAUCCACCCCCUCCACCAGUCAGCAGCACAGCAAGAGGAGCAGGACCACUGCCAGCUCCACCCCAACAGCAACUGAGGUAGAGGAGAGAGAGGCAAGUCAGCAGGAGCUGAUCAAGGUGCUCAUGCAACAGGCAACCGAGGCCAGGGAGGCCAGAAAGGCCAUGACACAGCCCCAGACACCACAUGAGAGGGCUGUUGACACCUUCUUGGGAUUCCUAAAGACUGAGCUGCUCAAGAUACCAGAGAAUGUGUGGUUCAACUACACCAUGGCUGCCAUGACGAUGGCCCAUAACUUCUCCCAGCCGACUCAGCAGCAGAUGGGACACAUGGGACAGCAACAGAUGGGACAGCCACAGACAGGACUGAUGGGACCACCACAACAGAUGACACUGAUGGAACCACCACAUCAGCAGGCUCACCAGCCACAGUCACUGAUGGGACCACCACGGAUGCCACCACCAGUGAUGUCAUGCUCACCGAUUGCCACCUCACCCAUGGGCAGGUCACCCAGUUCCACAGGACAGCAGCAGCCCUACUCACAGCAACAGUCUACAUCAACUCCAUCACAGCAGUUAGCCACUACAUCAACAUACACUGCCUUGCAGCCUGCAAGAUCUAGUAGCUUCUCUGCACUCUCAGCUGCAUUCACAGACUACCCCAGCCUUGACACACCCAGACCUGCACCAGUGACACCAGGGUGUAUCCCCAGAACGGAGACCCAGGAUGCAAGUAGGGACUUGAGUUUGAGCUUUACAGGAAUAAUGGACACAGAUCGCCCAUCAGUGUAAUGUGUCCAUAAAUUAUGUUAAGUCUUGUAUGUUUUUGCACUUGUAUUAUGUUUGAAGUUUAUUGAAACUCAACGACCCUCCUUGGGGUAUGGGAGUACAUAAAUAAUUGAAAAACACCACAUAUAUACAAAAGUCAUACAAUAUAUCGUUAACAGUACAAGCAAAAUGAAGAUAGAAAGAAAGAUAACCAGAGUAUUGAAGUUUUGAAUUUUGGGAUUUUUAUUUGUAUCUUUGUCGUGUAAUGUUUGAGCUUACUAUAAGCAGUCUUUUUGUAAAAUCAUGGUUAAAGGUAUCUGUAACAUGCCUGCCAGACCUGUUGAAGUUGCAAGUUUUAUGGAGAGAAAUACAGGGAACGUUGUGAAUAUAUGUAAAUACAAUGUCACAGACGUGCCAUUAUUUGAUAUUUAUUGCCUUUUUUAUAGAUUGAUGGGACUGAUCAGACUGAAGGAGGUGCUUAUAGUGAUGAUUCUUACAGAUAAUUUCAAAUUUUAUGUGAUUAUAAUAAAUUUAUUUUUGUAUACACUGUUGUAUGUUCUUUAUAAUGUAAUAAUAAAUCAAACUUUUUUGUUGUUAAA
Molecule: messenger RNA, 2250 nt
Organism: Amblyraja radiata (thorny skate)
Lineage: Eukaryota; Metazoa; Chordata; Chondrichthyes; Rajiformes; Rajidae
Exons: 5
Coding region: 845-1675 (276 amino acids)
Source: RefSeq, a predicted model, not a curated record